This is a messenger RNA of Varroa destructor (honeybee mite), 2450 nucleotides long. RefSeq names its product cell division cycle protein 45 (gene Cdc45). Gene Ontology annotation, molecular function: single-stranded DNA binding; chromatin binding; DNA replication origin binding. Gene Ontology annotation, cellular component: DNA replication preinitiation complex. The record is from RefSeq and is a predicted model, not a curated record. Gene Ontology annotation, biological process: DNA replication initiation; mitotic DNA replication preinitiation complex assembly; double-strand break repair via break-induced replication. NCBI's taxonomy places the organism in Eukaryota, Metazoa, Arthropoda, Arachnida, Mesostigmata, Varroidae.
UCACUUUCAAAGCGUUUUCUCUCCUGAAUGAUUUCCACAUUUAAACUUUUCUGGAAACACUACUGCCAAGUUAGCCGGAGAUAGAUUAGAACUAGACUAUCAAAGUCAUCCUUGAGGGAGGCUCUCGAUGUUAUCCACUUUAAGCCUUCUUCCUAUCAUGUACACUCUAUUUGAUUAUUAAUACAAAUGUGCAAAUGACUUUUAAAGUUCUUUAGUAAGAAAAAAAUUACUUAGUGGCCUAUGAUUGCACAACAAGCAGAAAAAACACGUCUACUUCUUUCUUUGCUAAUUGUUACCUAGUAUAUACUGCGCAUCCAUUGCUGUUUAGAUCCUAGAGUAAACACAAAGUUUAGCAGCACUCCGGGGAACGCUCUUCUUUACUCAGCGUGAGAGAGAGCCGUGUCGGCUGCGGGUAAUCCUUAAUGGCGCCAAACUGUCAUCUGUGUGCAAAAUACGUCCAAAAUUUUGCGGAUUGGCGAAGUGGCCCUACUUCAGGAAGCAUCUCUAUGUGUCAUGCUAUAAUCCGGUGGACACAUUGAUGCAUAUGUGUUGUACGCUGUGAAGAGGCUGCCAAGUCAGGUUGCCCAACAGACGGCGUUAGCGGUCGGCGAUGUUCGUACAAGACCUAAAAACGGAAUUUUACGAGCUACUGCUCAAUGAGCGGGUAUUAGUACUGUGUGGUGGCGACGUGGAUUCGUUAGCCUCGUGCAAAAUUCUUCAGUACUUAUUUCAGUGUGAUAACGUCCUCUACACGUUGGUGUCUGUUACUCGAAAAGAAGAUAUUACUGACGCCCUCAAUAAACAUGGAGAGACUGGAAAAUACGUCGUGAUGUUAAACUGUGGAGGAACCUUUGACAUUAUCGAGGAGUGCAAGCCAAAAAAUGAAAAGCUAAUUUUCUUUAUCGCUGACGCGCAUCGUCCGUUCAGCGUUUACAACGUGUACAACAAUUCGCAGGUACGAAUUUUGAGUCGUCUUGAAGACGAAAAUGUACCCAACUUCGACGAUAUCUUUCGUGAUGACAUGGACUCAGAGGAGGAAGACGAGGCUGGUGGUGAUUUUGAAGCAAGUGUUGAGCGCCGCAGACAGAAGCGGCUUUGGGUAGAAAAUCGCAGCCGUCUGCUCUUUGAAUACACCCAGUUCAAUUAUUUUGGAAAGGCGACAGCGCUCCUUAUCUUUGAGCUAUGUUGGAAGAUGUCGCGAGAUUCUACAGAGAUCCUAUGGUACGCUAUCGUUGGCCUCAGUGAUCAACUGGCGCAUCGUCGAGUGGAGUCGGAUAAAUAUGUUACCGAGUGUGGGCUACUUCAGGGCCAUAUGUCGAGAUAUGACCAGUUAUAUGAUCAGAACAGUGCCGAUUCGAAUAUCAAUACUGUGAAGCUGUCAUUUGGCCGUGAAUUAAACCUCACCUUCUUACGUCACUGGACGCUUCUUGACUCGAUGCGACAUACCGUCCAUGUUGCGUGCCGAUUUCGUCUGUGGACCGUGAAAGGACAGAAAAAACUGCACGAAUUUAUGGCGGAACUUGGGGUGCCACUGAACGAAUGCCGGCAGAAAUUUGCCUCAAUGGAUAUUGAAAUUCGGAGUUCUGUCAAGGAGUGGAUUUUUAAACUUGCCGAUAAGUACAACCUGGACGAAAUUGAUUUUGGCUGCUUUACGGCAAACCUUGGCUACAAACAUAGAUUCAAUGCGAUGGACGUCGUUAAUGCUGUGCACACGUUAAUCGAUGAAGGUGAUUUCUUCCGCGCUUUGGAUGCCCUUUCGUGGUCCCGCGUUGAAAUACUUGACAAAGGCAUUGAGCUAUCAAAAACGAAAGUGAUGUCAAUUUUUCAGCAGGUACAAACAUUUUUGGAAACACGACAAAUCGUAUCAACCGGCAGUUACCUGUACGCCGUACUACAAGAGAGCACGCCUAAUUCGAAAAUUUUCGGAAGGCCUGGCGCGCUUGAGGACCUGGCCUAUUUUUUGCAAACGGCAUACGUUAGCACUUCACGGACUCGAAAGUCACAUACGCUUCCCAUGGUUGUCGCGGCUCCCUCAAGUGUACCAGAUCACCAGGGCUACAGCCUUGUGGUCGGCAUACCUCCAUUGGCCGAAACAUCAUCACGGAAUCUUUUCGCGCAGGUUUUCGCGCAGGCAGCUGUACGUUGCGAGGCUGCCACAGUGAAGACAGCUUACCUCCAGGAAAACUUCGUUCUCGUCCAGAGCGAGCACUCUCAAAGGUUCUUCGAAGCGAUUUUUGACCUGCUUUGUUAGCGCACAGUGCUAGACAAGACCAUAUUAUAGCUGGCUAGGCAUAUUAAAUUGUAGUGAAAGGCAAACAAAUCCAACCUCAAGUGAUUUGAGAAUUUAAACAACUUUGACAUUUCUACAGAGACCAAUAAAUGAUUAUACGACAUGUAUAAGAUUGUAGUAUUAUUGUACAUGAAAAAGGUGUGGGUAAUAAAUACACGAU